GCGGAAGAUGGCGGAGAGUUAAUAGUGGAGGAAAAAAGAAAAUUGUGUGCUCGCAGGGAUACGUUUAAAUUGAGGCUGAGAGUCCCUCGCCGGAGCAGUAAGGAUCGUCGCCACCGGGGCCUCCUGCUGAGGUGGAAUCGGAGCACCUUUUCUCUGCUCUGUCACGAGGUGCGUGCUGAUUGGCUAAGGUGGCAGUUGGCAUGGUAACAGGCAGCACAGCGUACCUGUGCUGAUAUGUAUACAAGAUGAGCAGUCUAGGAGAGAACUCCUUGGAGCCUCUGUGCUCUGACCGAAAACGCAAGCUGUCCACGUGUGACACACCUGGGCUGGGGUGUGACAAGCGACGUCGAGAGCAGGAGAGUAAGUACAUCGAGGAGCUGGCUGAGCUGAUCUCGGCCAACCUGAGCGACAUCGACAGCUUCAACGUGAAGCCAGACAAGUGUGCCAUCCUCAAGGAGACGGUGCGGCAGAUCCGCCAGAUCAAGGAGCAAGGAAAAGCUUCUUCCAAUGAUGACGACGUCCAGAAAGCCGACGUCUCCUCAACCGGACAGGGCGUCAUCGACAAGGACCACCUGGGGCCGCUACUCCUACAGGCCCUGGACGGCUUCCUGUUUGUGGUGAACCGCGAGGGCAGCAUCGUGUUUGUGUCGGACAACGUGACCCAGUACCUGCAGUACAAGCAGGAGGAGCUGAUCAACACCAGCGUCUACAACAUCCUGCACGAGGAGGACCGGGAGGACUUCCACAAGAAUCUGCCCAAGGCCAGCGUGAACGGUGUGACGUGGGGCGAGGAGGCACCGCGUCAGAAGAGCCACACGUUCAACUGUCGCAUGCUGGUGAAGUUUGGCCACGCCCACGGCCAUGGCCCGUCGGAGGAGACGCCGGGCGGAGCGCCGCGCUACGAGAUCAUGCAGUGCUUCGCCCUCACACAACCCAAAGCCAUGAUGGAGGAGGGAGAAGACCUGCAGUCUUGUAUGAUCUGUGUGGCCCGGCGCGUGACUGCCAUGGAGAGGAUCGAGAGCUUCAACACCAAGCACGAGCUGUCAGGCAAGCUGAUCCAGAUCGACCAGAACUCCCUCCGAGCCACUAUGCGUCCGGGCUGGGAGGACCUGCUGCGCAGAUGCAUCCAGAUGUUCAUCCAUCACAGCGACGGCCAACCCUGGUCCCAUAAGCGCCACUAUCACGAGGCCUACCUCCAGGGCCACGCCGAGACCCCCCUGUACCGCUUCUCGCUCUCCGACGGCACGCCGGUCACGGCUCAGACCAAAAGCAAAAUGUUCCGCCACCCCAUCACCAACGAGCCCCAGGGCUUCAUCUCCACACACCUCCUCCAGAGGGAACAGGGUGGCUGUCGCCCGGGCCAGCCAGGUGGCAUGAUGCAGGGGGGCAUGAGGCAGCAGGGCAUGGGUAACGCCAACCCCAACGCCCAGAUGAACAUGGGGUCAGGUGGGGGCAUGGGGAUGGGCGGCAUGGGCAUGAACCGAGGCUACGGGAUGAACGAGCAAGGCCACAUGGGUCACAUGGGGCAAAUGGGGCAGAUGGGGGGCGGCUACGGGGGCAACGCAGGCCCCGGAGGAGGGGGCAUGGGCAACAUGGGCAACAGGAUGAUGCAGAUGAACCAGAUGAAUCAGAUGAACCAGAUGAGUCAAAUGAACCAGAUGAGUCAAAUGAGUCAGAUGAGUCAAAUGAAUCAGAUGAAUCCCAUGAAUCAGAUGAAUCCCAUGAAUCAGAUGAGCCAGAUGAAUCAGAUGGGUCACCCCGGCCCCGGCAUGCAGCAGGGCCACCAGCAGCAGCCGCCGUUCCAGGCCAGUGGCGGCUACGGCCUGGCCGGCAUGAACAGCCCCGCCGGCAGCCCCGGCAUCAACGGGCCGCAGCAGAGCCUGCUCAUGUCGCCGCGCAACAAAGGAAGCCCCAAGAUGGGCGCCAGCCAGUUCUCCCCGGGAGGCAUGCACUCCCCCAUGGGUCCAGGCAGUGUGGGUGGAGGCGGUGGCCUAGGUGGAGGUGGAGGCACCACCUCCUUCUCCAGCAGCUCCCUGAACGCGCUGCAGGCCAUCAGCGAGGGUGUGGGGGCCUCUCUGCCCUCCCUGCCCUCGGCGCUGACCGCGGCCUCGCCCGCCCACAAACCCGACAGCUCCCCCAGCGUCCACUCCUCGUCCUCCUCCUCCUCCUCCGCUGCUGCUGCUGCUGCGGCCGCGGCGGCAGCUCAGUCCAGCCAGGCCUGCAAGCCUCCGGCGGCGCCUGGCCACGGCGACUCCAAGAGCCCAGGGGCGGCCUUCGGGUCGGGGCCCGGCGGGGACCACCACCACCCCCUGCACCACCACCACGGCCACCCCGCGCACCCCAACGAGAGCGGCGGGUCCGAACGGCCGGACAGCCAAGCCGCCGGGGGGAGCAACAAGGAGCCGGGGCCGGAAGGGAGCGGAGAGACGGGGGCCUCGUCUACAGAGGUGCCCCGGAGAGUGCCCGAUAGUAAAGGUCAUAAGAAGCUGCUCCAGCUGCUCACCUCCCCCACGGAGGAGCUUGGUAUGGGUGUGGGAAGCGGGCCGUCGGGGCCCCCCGGACCCCCAUCGGGGCCCAACGCCAACAACAACCAGGCUGGCAUGGAGGGCAAGGAGGCGGGCGGGUGCGUGACCAGCCCCUCCUCCACGGGCGUCUCCUCGUCAUCCUCCAACCCCGCGAUGGCGGGCGGCGCUCCGGGAGCGGGUGGCCCGGGCGGCUCGCUGGCCCUGGGCUCGUCCCACUACACGGCCUCGCUGCAGGAGAAGCACAAGAUCCUGCACAAGCUGCUGCAGAACGGCAACACGCCCGACGAGGUGGCCAAGAUCACCGCCGAAGCCACCGGCAAGAUCCCCACGCCACACGAGGCUGCUGCGGCGGCGGCGGCGGCGGCGGCUGCAGCGGCGGGAGGAGACCUCGGCGGGGUCGCUCCCGGUGGCAUGGCCGGGUCGGGGACGGCACCGCUGUCGGGGGCCGGAGGAGGACCGGGAGCCGGCGCGGCCGAGUCGAAGCAGGAGCAGCACAGCCCCAAGAAGGAGAAGACCCACGCGCUGCUCCACUACCUCCUCAACAAGGACGAUGCCAAAGAGGCCGCUGACGUCAAGCCAAAGCCGGAGGAGCUGGAGGGGAAGGGCCCCCCCGGGGCCGGCACUGGGGCCCUGGGCUCCGGCCCCGCAGCAGAGAGCCUGGAGAGCAAGAUCAAGUCUGAACCAUCUGACGAGCUGGAUUCUUUCCUGGGAUUGAAGAACUCCGGAGAGUUCCACCCAGAUCAGGGCAUGGGAGGAGUAGCCGGUGAUGGAGGAAACAAGCCACAAGGGUUUCCUGACGAUGGUGCACAAGGCGUACGGAGCCCAGCGCUCGGGCCCGGUGGCAGAGCCCCCUUCCAGAGAGCCAUGUCCGUGGACGGGAAGCUGGCGGGCGCCGGGGGAGCGGCGGGCAGGCGCAGUGCCCCGUGCCCCAUGCCCAUCAAGCAGGAGAGCCUAGACGGGCAGCGCAUGAUGGGGACGCCCGGCGACUUCCCCGGGAACAUGGGUGUGUGUCCGCGAGGCGUUGGAACAAGAAUGAUGAACCGCGGCAUGUCAGUUCCGCAGAACUCUCCCAUGGGGGGGUCUGGGGACUGGAUGCCCCACUCGAGUGCCAGCCCUGUGGGCUCGGCCGGCGGCCCCCCCUCCAUGGCGCGCCCCCCAGGCAUGGACUACAACCCCAAAGCUAUGAUGGGAGGCCCCAUGGUGAGCCGAUCCAACAGCGUGCCCGGCACCAGGUCCAUGCUACAGCAACAGCUCAUGGAUAUGGGUUCCAAUGAAAUGAAUAUGGGGAUGAAUCAGUUUGGCCAGCAGUGUCCACCCAGCCAAUCACCCUCCUGGUCAGACAAUAUGAUGGGAAUGGACAACAACAGGCGUCAGUUUGGGAGCAGUCUGGAUGAGCUGCUGGUCCCUCCGUCCACUAGUGAGGGUCAGAGCGACGAGAGGGCUCUGCUGGACCAGCUGGACUCGCUGCUCAACACCGACGUCAUCGCCCUGGAGGAGAUCGACCGCGCCCUGGGCAUCCCUGACCUCAUCAGUCAGAGUCAGGGCCCGGAGCCUCCAUCCGAGCCCUUUCCCGGCCAGGACCCUUCUAUGGUAAUGGACCAGAAGCCCAUGUAUGGCCAGGGCUACCCUGGCCCCCCUUCCAUGGGCGGCAUGCCCGCGGGGUACGGCGGCACCCCCAUGCAGGGCCAGCCUCCGCCGGGCGGCUACGGGCCCAUGAUGAAUCAGAUGGGCCAGCAGGGCAGCUUCCCCGGCAUGGGGGGCGGCAUGGCGGGCAUGGGGCCCAUGGGGGGCAUGGGACACCCCCGCGCCAACAUGAUGAGACCGCGCAUGAUGAGCGCCACCAAACCCAUGAGGCUGCAGCUGCAGCAGAGACUACAGGGCCAGCAGUUCAUGAACCAGACUCGACAGGGCAUGGCCAUGAAGAUGGAGAACCCUGGCGGAGGCAACCCGGGCAUGAGGCCUGGCAUGCAGCCGGGCAUGGGCAGCCAGCAGGGCUUCCUGAAUGCUCAGAUGCUGGCCCAGCGCAGCCGGGAGAUGAUGACGCUGCAGAUGCGCCGGCAGAGGAUGAUGAUGCUCAUGCAGCAGCAGCAGCAGCAGGCGGCCGCGGCAGCCGCCGCCGCCGGAGGCUUCAGCCCGCCGCCCAACGUCACCGCCCCCACGGGCAUGGACGCACCCAUGGGUGGGCCCCCUAUGGGCCAGGCCGGACAACAGCAGUUUGGUUACGGAGGGAACUAUGGUAUGGGCCAGCAGGGUGACCCCUCAUUUGCACCGUCUGGUUCUAGUCCCCCCAAUGCCAUGAUGUCAGGCCGCCUCGGACCUCCACAGAGUCCCAUGAUGCAACAGCAUCCACAGGGAGGCCCCAUGUACCAGACGGCCGACAUGAAAGGCUGGGCCCAGGGAGGCAUGGGUCGCAAUGGGUCCUACGGACAGCAGCAGUUUGCGCAGCAGGGUGGCGGGGGGCAGUACGGCGGCAUGAUGAUGAACGGGGGCAUGGGCACUAAUGGUGGCGGAGGAGGACACAUGGGCCAGAUGCCCGGCCAGAUGAACAUGAACCCAAUGAUGAUGAGCCGGAUGCCCAUGGGCCCAGAUCAGAAAUAUUGCUGAGACAUACACACUUGCUGUGCAGGAAUGGAGACACUGUGAACCCCAAUAUAUGAGAGACUCUGGUGCUUGCAGGCCUACACGACUAUCUACUCGCCGGGUCCCUCAUCUGGAAACAUAUGGCCAGAUACCACACACACACACACACACACACACACACACACACACACACACACACACACACACACACACACACACACACACACACACACACACACACACA
Molecule: messenger RNA, 5349 nt
Organism: Sardina pilchardus (European sardine)
Lineage: Eukaryota; Metazoa; Chordata; Actinopteri; Clupeiformes; Clupeidae
Product: nuclear receptor coactivator 3-like
Exons: 23
Coding region: 246-5129 (1627 amino acids)
Biological process (GO): positive regulation of transcription by RNA polymerase II; cellular response to hormone stimulus
Cellular component (GO): nucleus
Molecular function (GO): nuclear receptor binding; protein dimerization activity
Source: RefSeq, a predicted model, not a curated record